This is a messenger RNA of Frieseomelitta varia, 596 nucleotides long. It is a transcript of the gene Vha14-1, whose product is annotated as V-type proton ATPase subunit F. Gene Ontology annotation, molecular function: proton-transporting ATPase activity, rotational mechanism. The transcript has 6 exons. Gene Ontology annotation, biological process: proton transmembrane transport. Gene Ontology annotation, cellular component: proton-transporting V-type ATPase, V1 domain; membrane. Bases 152 to 523 code for a protein of 123 amino acids. The record is from RefSeq and is a predicted model, not a curated record. Lineage: Eukaryota; Metazoa; Arthropoda; Insecta; Hymenoptera; Apidae.
ACAUUGUGUACUGGUAGGACGCCAGCCUAUUUCAGAAUUCGCUGUUUCUAAACUUGAUCAGUAUCCCCCAGUUACUAUACCGUUUCGAUUGGACAAGUUUAGCACGUGAUAUUCAAGUAACUUAAGCACUCUUCAUUUAUUGAUAAUAAUAAUGGCUCUUCACUCUGCGGGGAAAGGCAAACUACUUGCUGUAAUUGGAGAUGAGGAUACUUGCGUUGGAUUUCUUUUGGGUGGAGUUGGUGAAAUUAAUAAACAUCGUCAACCCAAUUUUAUGGUUGUAGAUAAAAACACAGCUGUGAGCGACAUAGAAGAUACAUUUAAACGUUUCAUUAAGCGAGAUGAUAUUGACAUUAUACUUAUCAAUCAAAAUGUUGCUGAAAUGAUUCGCCAUGUAAUCGAUAGUCAUACACAACCUAUACCGUCAGUAUUAGAAAUACCAAGUAAAGAUCAUCCAUAUGAUGCUAGUAAGGAUUCUAUUCUAAGACGUGCUAAGGGAAUGUUUAAUCCAGAAGAUAUACAUUAAUCUGUGUAUAUAAACCUUUUUGGUAUUUGUUAAUAUCUGUAUGUAAUGCUGUUGUGACAUUAUAGAUUGCAUA